Guillardia theta CCMP2712 is the source of this 996-nucleotide messenger RNA. RefSeq lists its product as hypothetical. The record is from RefSeq and is a predicted model, not a curated record. The transcript is spliced from 6 exons. Lineage: Eukaryota; Cryptophyceae; Pyrenomonadales; Geminigeraceae. Bases 15 to 818 code for a protein of 267 amino acids.
GAAGGUAAACCGCAAUGGUGAAGAAGCGAGACCACGAAGCGCAAUCGGACGAUGACAUGCCGGCAUGGAUGGUAAAUCACAUGUGUGAUGACGAAAAAUCGUCAGAGGACCAUCAUGGCCAUCACCAUCACCACAAGAAGCACCAUGGCAAGGGACAUGGUGAACACAGAUCCGACCACCAUCAUCAAAAGAAACACCAUGGAACAGAACACAACUCUCACCACGAGGACGAUCAUCAUCAUCAUCGCCAUCGGAGCAAGACGGGCAGUCAUGGUUCCUCCAACAGUGGCGAAGAUGGAAGGAAGCAUCAUCUGGAACAAGAAGAGAAAAAUGAGCAAGUGAAGGGAACUAGCUUGGAAACGGACCGAAUCAUUCCAACGUGCUCCCCUCCACCAGAGCUGUCACUAGGCAAGCACAACAAGAAAGACUCGACCAUCGAGACGAUGUCUACGAGCAGCAGCACAGGAGAGGAGAUGGCGUUCAUCGGCCCCGUAGUGCCCCCAAACUCCCCGAGGAAGCAGCAGGGAGCGACGGAGGCCCCAGGGAAGCCUCAGAGUGAAUUCUUCAAGAUCUUGGUCUCUCGCAGGAGUGGAGGGGAGGAGCAUGCUGGGCAAGCCCUCUCCCCCACGCACAAGGCAAUGCCCUGCCCCAAGAGCCCCUCCACGUCUCUCAGCGCAGCCCCCACACCUCGCCCUGGACCCGACGCUGCUGCUUUGAGUCAUGAUGGGCAUGGACACAAGGUGGACGGGAGCAUGCGCUCCCCUCCACAGACAGUGGGGAAGGAGAGGGAGAAGGGGAUGCCGAGCUUGAUGCUGUGAAGCAUCAGCAGCGAGAAGUUUGACGUGCUUGUGUUGAGCGAGACUAGGGAAGGACUGUCAUAACCUCGUUAUUUUAUCCAACAUUGAGUCCUCCUGCUGUCAUUGAGGGUAAGGCUGCUUCCCGACAGCCGGAUAAUUGUGAGGAUAUGCUACUGGCGAGUAAACAGAGGAGACUUGC